Drosophila arizonae is the source of this 678-nucleotide messenger RNA. RefSeq lists its product as uncharacterized. The record is from RefSeq and is a predicted model, not a curated record. Lineage: Eukaryota; Metazoa; Arthropoda; Insecta; Diptera; Drosophilidae.
CCCUACAAUCAAAACAGUUAACAAGUUAAAACCGAACAAGCAAUAUGCAAGUCAAAAUUGUAGCCCUCUUGGCCAUCUUUGUGAUGGCACAACAAGCCGAUGCUGGCACCAUUACCUUUGGUGAUCUAAUGGGCGAUAUUUCGAAGGUAGCUGUAGCUGGCGAGAAAGCAAUCCAUCAACUGGAGAAUAAGGUAUUCGAUUCUGCUCAGUCUGAAGUGGAACAUGUUGAAACAGCGAUACAAAACAUGCUAAGUGAUAUGGCUAAUGGAUUGGAUGAUCUAGCUAAUGCCCUAACCAAUUUGCGAGCUCAGCGUGAUUAUGUUCAACCGGAGCCAAAAGAUCUUCUCGGCAGUCUUAUGGGUGACAUGGGCAAUGAACUUGGUCAUUUGGCUAACACUAUCACCAGCCUCAGUGUACAGAUUCAGGCCAUGCCCAAGUCUAGCAGCGUUUCAUCCUCUGGUGCCUCGAUAAUUGGAGAAGUUGGCGGUCUGAGCGCUCAGGCCAUCGCAUCUGCUGCUCAUGCUGCUGCACCCUAUGUGAAGCAACUGAAUACUGCUCUGGGCGAUCUUGCUAACUCCCUUACCCAUCUAUAGAUUGGACCAUAUCAAGUAGAAAACAUUUAUAUUUUCUAUCUUUAUACUCGCAUAUUCAUAAUCAAUCAAUUUGUAGUUUUAAUAA